AUGGCUAGAUUUAUUAUGGACCUUAUUCUGAAAAUUAUUUCAAAAGUGCCACUGAUAAGAGAUCUGAUUAGAUGGAGAAUAGUCAAUAAAGAGUGGAAUAAAGAACUACGAGAACCUAGCUUUGUUGAAGAACAUUUAAAAAAUCAGGAGGUGACUGAUAAGUUUCUUCGUGGGAGUUGCAUGAUCAGUGGUAGCUAUCAUGGCAUUUUAUGCGUAAAUGCCACUCUUUCGGAUGACUUAAAACUUGUUUGUCUCUGGAAUCCUUCCUUAAACAAGUUGAGAGAGCUUCCCCAACCACCACUAGAGUUACAAUUUCACAUGGGAUUUGGAAGCUGCAAGAACAACUACAAAGUUGUCCGACUGUCAAAGAGCACAACUAGACUUACUAAUAAUCACAUCUCGAUGUGUACUGGAGUGUUCCGGUUCAACGAGAACAGGUGGAUAGUUUCUUUGGACCAGUUCACUAUUGUUGUGCCGCCCGAAACAAUUUUGGAUAGAUUUGGGAGCUUCCACUGUGAUCAACGUCCUGUUUUUUGCAAGAACAACUUGAAUUGGAUUUUGAAUUUACCCACUUCGGGUCAUCCAAGAGCAACUCACCACAGAGGGUUACCAAAUACCAUCAUUACAUUUGAUAUUGAGGAGGAGGAGUUGAAUUUUAUGCGUUCUCCACGGCCACUAUUGCCCCAUGCAACUCUGGCAGUGAUAGAAAAUCAAUUAUCUAUCCUUACUCAUUCUAAUGACAGCAAGUCAAUAGAACUUUGGAUCAUGUCUUCUUAUGGAGUUGAAGAGUCUUGGAAUUUGAAGCACAACAUAGUGCAUCACGUCUCAGCUAUGAAGAGAGUUUUCUGGUUUUCAGAGUCAGAAGCAGUAGUAAGUGUCAAGGAGAGUGUCAAGCAGCGGAGGAAGUCUCAUGAUGAUUUGGUGGACAAGGAUGAUGAAGACGAACAAGUCUUGAGUCUUAAGUGUGAUGAGGAAUAUGUAGAGGAAGUCUUAAGUGUGAUGAAUUUGCUCGACGGAAUCGAUCAAGUAAAGGCGAGGUUCCGUAAUAUCUUUGAUGUGGAGUUGAUCGAUUAA
Humulus lupulus (European hop) is the source of this 1074-nucleotide messenger RNA. RefSeq names its product F-box protein At3g07870-like. The coding region runs from base 1 to 1074 and encodes 357 amino acids. NCBI's taxonomy places the organism in Eukaryota, Viridiplantae, Streptophyta, Magnoliopsida, Rosales, Cannabaceae. The record is from RefSeq and is a predicted model, not a curated record. The transcript has a single exon.